GGCCGUGUGCAUUCAAAUCUCACCGCUCUUUCAGUUUACACGCACUCCUUAACUUCACUAGCUGCUUUGCAUUGCCUUUAGCUGUGGAGCUGAAGUACAGAGAGCUAGAGGAAAAUGCUGGUAGAGGAUGAGGAAUGGGUGGUGGUGCGGCGUCCGGCGGAGAAAGAUUGGUGGAAACCGAGUUUGGUGGAGGAUGGUGAGAGUUCUACUAGGCCAUUGAAGAUAACUUUCACCGAACCGGCUAAGCACUGGACAGAUGCUAUUCCGAUCGGCAAUGGCCGUCUUGGGGCCAUGGUUUUUGGCGGUGUUAAAUCUGAAACUAUCCGGCUUAAUGAAGAUACGCUCUGGACAGGGAUCCCUGGAAACUAUACUAAUCCCGAUGGUCCAGCAGCACUAGCAGAGGUCAGAAAACUUGUUGAUCAGGGAAAGUAUCUAGAAGCUAGUGACACAGCAUCAGAGAAGUUGUCAGAUUCACCACCUGAUGUUUACCAACUGAUUGGUGAUAUCAAUCUUGAAUUUGAUGAUUCUCAUCUAAAAUAUGAUGAGAAAAUGUACCAUAGGGAGCUGGACUUGGACACUGCCACAGUGAGAACAAAAUAUUCUGUGGGUGAUGUAGAAUUUACAAGGGAACAUUUUGCUUCUAAUCCUGAUCAAGUGAUUGUAACAAAGAUUUCUGGAAGCAAAUCAGGGUCUGUAUCAUUUGUAGUGUCUCUAAGCAGUGAGAUGCAGAAUGCUCAUUCAUAUGUAAAAGGUGAAAAUCAGAUCAUAAUUGAAGGAAAUUGUAAACGAAAAAGAGACCCUCAAAAGCUGAAUGCUAUUGAUGAUCCCAAGGGAAUUCUGUUUACUGCAAUUCUCAAGUUACAGAUUAGUGAGGGACGAGGAAUGAUAAAUGUUUUGGAGGACCAGAAGUUGAAGGUAGAAGGUUCAGAUUGGGCAGUUUUACUUUUGGUGGCUUCAUCUUCAUUUGAUGGGCCAUUCACUGAUCCCAUGGAGUCCAAGAAAGAUCCUACUUCAGAGUCCAUGAGGGCAUUGGAUUUGAUAAGAAAUUUGUCAUGUGUUGAUCUCUAUGCACAUCAUUUGGAUGAUUAUCAAAAUCUUUUUCACCGUGUUUCUCUCCGGCUUUCAAAGAGCUCGAAGCGCAUUUCAGAAAGUGGACCUGUGGAUGGGAAGAAAUUUAUGUCUUUUAGUAAUGAUUCAUUCUUCAAGGAAAGUGAAGGUAAUACUAUUUCAACUGCAAAAAGGGUGAAAUCGUUUAAAACUGAUGAAGAUCCAUCAUUGGUGGAGCUUCUAUUCCAGUAUGGUCGAUAUUUACUUAUUUCUUGUUCGCGGCCUGGAACUCAAGUGGCAAAUCUACAGGGUAUAUGGAGUAAAAAUACUGCACCACCAUGGGAUGCUGCUCAACAUCCGAAUAUUAAUCUACAAAUGAACUACUGGCCUGCUCUACCCUGCAAUCUUAGUGAGUUGCAAGAACCAUUGUUUGACUUUAUAUAUUCUCUAUCAAUCAACGGGCAUAAGACAGCAAAAGUGAACUAUGAAGCAAAUGGUUGGCUGGUUCAUCAAGUGUCUGACAUAUGGGCAAAAACAUCACAAGAUAAAGGUGAUGCUCAGUGGGCUAUGUGGCCAAUGGGUGGAGCCUGGCUUUGUACACACCUGUGGGAGCAUUAUUCUUACACCAUGGACAAAGAUUUUCUAAAAAAUAAGGCAUACCCUUUGUUGGAAGGAUGUGCGGCAUUUUUGCUGGACUGGUUGAUUGAAGGGCACGGAGGAUAUCUUGAAACUAAUCCAUCAACAUCACCAGAACAUAAAUUUAUCACUCCAGAUGGUCAACAAGCGAGUGUGAGCUACUCAACAACCAUGGACAUUUCAAUCAUAAGAGAGGUGUUCUCUAUAAUUGUUUCUGCAGCAGAGGUUCUCGGGAGAAAUGAGGAUGAACUUGUCAAAAAAGUACAUGAGGCCCAAUCCAGACUUCCACCAACAAAAAUAUCUAGAGAUGGUUCUCUUAUGGAAUGGGCUCAGGAUUUUGAGGAUCCAGAGAUUCAUCAUCGACAUGUAUCUCACCUCUUUGGCCUGUUUCCAGGACAUACAAUAACUGUUGAAAAAAAUCCAGACCUCUGUAAAGCUGCUGCAAUUACCCUUUACAGAAGAGGAGUGGAAGGUCCAGGAUGGUCAUCCAUGUGGAAAGCUGCUCUUUGGGCACGCCUACAUAAUAGUGAGCGUGCAUAUACUAUGGUCAAGCAUCUGUUUGACCUGGUAGAUCCAGAUCAUGAGGAGUUAUAUGAAGGAGGUCUAUACAGUAACUUGUUUACUGCACACCCUCCUUUUCAAAUUGAUGCGAACUUCGGUUUUCCAGCAGUAAUUGCAGAAAUGCUGGUACAGAGUACAUUAAAUGACAUGUUCUUUCUCCCUGCUCUUCCGCGGGACAAAUGGGCAAAUGGUCAUGUCAAGGGGUUAAAGGCGCGAGGUGGAUUGACAGUCAACAUAUCCUGGAAAGAAGGUGAUCUUCAUGAAGUUGGUCUUUGGUCAAAGGAAAAUAAUUCUAUUAAACGAUUACAUUAUAGAGGUAAUGCAGUGAAUGCAAAUAUUGCAUCUGGUAGAGUAUACACAUUCAAUAGGCAGCUAAGAUGCAUAAAGACUUACUCUCUUGCAGAAGUGGCUUCCUUUUGAAUGGUAAGUAGGAAUUAGUAAGAGCUUUGUUUCAAUUUUCCCCAAUAAUUCCAUGGAGGAACUAGGAAUAAAAUAUUAGUUUAUCUAUCAUUCUUUGGUUAGGCAUGUGCUUCCCUUUUGCUGGUCCUGAUUCUAGGAAAAUUAAGUAAUUAGCCUUGAUUUUGGUUGAAGAGAAUCUAUUGCGGGAAUAUUAUUCUACUUUGUAAGUAGAGAAUCAUUCUUCCCAAAUCAGUUGAAAGAUUUGUGAUCAUUUGGUUGAUUUU
Messenger RNA from Jatropha curcas, 2927 nucleotides. RefSeq names its product alpha-L-fucosidase 2. NCBI's taxonomy places the organism in Eukaryota, Viridiplantae, Streptophyta, Magnoliopsida, Malpighiales, Euphorbiaceae. The record is from RefSeq and is a predicted model, not a curated record. Gene Ontology annotation, biological process: carbohydrate metabolic process. Gene Ontology annotation, molecular function: alpha-L-fucosidase activity.